Molecule: messenger RNA, 3820 nt
Organism: Camelus dromedarius (Arabian camel)
Lineage: Eukaryota; Metazoa; Chordata; Mammalia; Artiodactyla; Camelidae
Gene: RALBP1
Product: ralA binding protein 1
Exons: 10
Coding region: 515-2392 (625 amino acids)
Biological process (GO): positive regulation of GTPase activity; endocytosis; small GTPase-mediated signal transduction
Cellular component (GO): membrane
Molecular function (GO): small GTPase binding; GTPase activator activity
Source: RefSeq, a predicted model, not a curated record
AAAUGCCGUCGGAAAGACACUGUCCUCCCCUCCAGCCAAAGGAUAUGCCAUUACUUUUAAAAUGUGCUGUUGUUCUGUUAAGUACCACAUACUUACUGUGAUUUUUCUUUUUUCGGUCCUCCGUGUUAGAUUGGCUGCUGAUGAUAGCACUUCUGAUUUUGUUUAAAGGCAGGGUGGGCUCUCCUCCCGUACUUGCUACAUGUACACACGCUUUGGGUGGGGCAGCUGUGUGUCGGGCUGAACCGUGCCCUCCCUGGCCUUUCUCCCCGCGGGCGGGAGGCGGGCUGGCUUCUGGCUGCUGCAUCCUGUGUGUUUUGGCUGCUCACUUUCCAGCCCCGGACACGCUGACCCCCGGAGUCUGAACGUUCACUCUGAGUGAUGGACAGAGCUGCACUCCUCACACUUGUUUCAUCCGGCGUUGACUUCACAUACUGCAUUAUAUCCGUUUCCUCGAAUAACUUGUGAGAUGGACAGGUAACAGACAAGCCCCCGCACGGUCUGUCCCGGUGGCAGCAUGACCGAGUGCUUCCUGCCCCCGACCAGCAGCCCCAGCGAACACCGCAGGGCAGAGCACAGCGGAGGGCUCCCCCGCACCCCCAGCUCGGAGGAGAUCAGCCCCACCAAGUUCCCCGGCCUCUACCGCACGGGCGAGCCCUCGCCUCCCCACGACGGCCUCCACGAGCCUCCUGACAUCGUGUCCGAUGACGAGAAGGACCAUGGAAAGAAAAAAGGGAAAUUUAAGAAAAAGGAAAAAAGGACUGAAGGCUACGCCGCCUUCCAGGAAGACAGCUCUGGAGAUGAGGCCGAGAGUCCCUCCAAAAUGAAGCGCUCCAAGGGGAUCCACGUCUUCAAGAAGCCCAGCUUUUCUAAGAAGAAAGAGAAGGAUUUUAAAAUCAAAGAGAAACCCAAAGAGGAGAAGCACAAGGAGAAGAAGUCCAAGGACCUGACGGCGGCGGACGUGGUGAAGCAGUGGAAGGAGAAGAAGAAGAAGAAGAAGCCCGUCCCCGAGCCCGAGGCGCCGCCGGCCGACGCGCCGAGCCUGCGGCCUGUGUUCGGGGCGCCGCUGGCGGACGCGGCCGAGCGCACCAUGCUGUGCGACGGCGUGCGGCUGCCCGCCGUGUUCCGCGAGUGCGUGGACCAGGUGGAGCGGCGCGGGAUGCGGUGCGAGGGCAUCUACCGGGUGUCAGGAAUUAAAUCCAAGGUGGAUGAGCUGAAGGCAGCCUAUGACAGAGAGGAGCCCCCGAACUUGGAGGAGUACGACGCGAACACGGUGGCCAGUUUGCUGAAGCAGUACCUGCGGGACCUGCCGGAGAACCUGCUCACCAGGGAGCUGCUGCCGCGCUUCGAGGAGGCCUGUGCGAGGAGCACCGAGGGCGAGAAGGUGCAGGAGUUCCAGCGCCUGCUGAGGGAGCUGCCCGAGUGUAACCAGCUCCUCAUCUCCUGGCUCAUCGUGCACAUGGACCACGUCAUCGCCAAGGAGCUGGAAACCAAGAUGAACAUCCAGAACAUCUCCAUAGUGCUCAGCCCGACCGUCCAGAUUAGCAACCGUGUACUGUAUGUGUUUUUCACACACGUGCAAGAGCUCUUUGGGAACGUGACGCUGAAGCAGGUGACGAAGCCUCUUCGCUGGUCCAACAUGGCCACGAUGCCCACGCUGCCCGAAGCCCAGGAGAGCAUCAAGGAGGAGAUCCGGAGGCAGGAGUUUCUUUUGAAUUGUUUACAUCGAGACCUGCAGGGCGGGAUAAAGGACUUGUCUAAAGAGGAGCGCCUGUGGGAAGUGCAGAGGAUCCUGACAGCCCUCAAAAGAAAACUGAGAGAGGCUAAGAGACAGGAGUGCGAGAGCAAGAUUGCACAAGAGAUAGCCAGUCUUUCUAAAGAGGACGUUUCCAAAGAAGAAAUGAAUGAGAAUGAAGAAGUCAUAAAUAUUCUUCUUGCCCAGGAGAACGAGAUCCUGACCGAGCAGGAGGAGCUCCUCGCCAUGGAGCAGUUUCUGCGCCGACAGAUCGCCUCGGAGAAGGAGGAGAUCGAGCGGCUCCGAGCUGAGAUCGCCGAGAUACAGAGCCGGCAGCAGGGCCGCAGUGAGACGGAGGAGUGCUCCUCGGAGAGUGAGAGCGAGAGCGAGGACGAGGACGAGCUGCAGGCCAUCCUGGAGGAGCUGCAGAGGCAGAACGAGGAGCUGGAGAUCAAGAACAAUCACCUGAACCAGGCGGUUCACGAGGAGCGCGAGGCCAUCAUUGAGCUGCGGGUGCAGCUCCGCCUGCUCCAGCUGCAGCGGGCCCGGCCCGAGCCCCCCAGCGACCCCGAGCCCGGCGCCGCCAAGGAGCCGCCCCCGGCGGGCAGGGAGCCGGCCCGGCCGUCGCCCAGCAGGGACAGGAAGGAGACGCCCAUCUGAGCCGCGCGGGCCGCCGGCCUGUGCACCUGACUGGGCCCCAGCCAGGGCCCCGCCGUACCUGCUGUAAAGGCGUCUCCCUCCUCCCUCAACGGAGGACGCACGCGUCGGGCUCGGGGCCCCCGGGGAGGACGGGCGGGCGCGGGCGGCCGGCGGGGCACAGAGGCUUCCAGAUGCUGUCUGCUUCUCUGAAGAUUUUCUUUGUUAACUUAAAAUAACUAUUUUCACCCUUGAGUGGCUUCUUUUUAAACCAAAAAUCGUCUUUCUUUGCUUUUUUAUUAUGGCAGAAUGAGGAUUUUUCUCUCGUUCAAGGGGGAUCCCGGACACGGCGGACAGCGCCCGCCUCUGUGCGGCCCGUGGUCCCCUCCAGGGUCCCCGCUCACCUGUCACUCCUGCUUGUGCCUUUCACACCUCUCUGGUGCAGAUUCUAUGCUGGGAGCUGCCUCCCCUUUCCUGAGGGGCCAGAAUGGCUCUCACUGGGGUUCCCUCCCUGCCCCCCCAACACCCCCCUUGGGACAGGCCCCCGUCACAGUCCCUGAGCCCGAGUCACCACCACGGCCUCGUUAGUCAGAGCCGUCCUGGGGCAGCGGCCACCUCUCUCCGGCUCCUGCGGCCACUGGUCAGCAGACGCUCUCCACGGGCUCGGUGGGAGGUGGCCGCCCGGACCGGAGGCUCUAGCUCUCAGACCUCCCCUCAGAACAGGACGUCAUCGUAGGCUGCUCGCCUGGGCUAGAAUGUAAGUGUCUCUCUGCCUGAAUAAGCCAUAUCGAUAGACACGCUCUGACCUGAGUCCACACCGUCUCACCGAGCCGCUGCCAGACUCCCAGCUGACCAGACUGAGCAAUAGGAAACGGCUUUGCUCGGGGGGCAGCCGUGUCCCGACCCCCACCACCCCGCUGCCCUGGGGCCCUGGGGCGUCUGGGGGGCCGCUCUGUCCAUGUGCACGGCUGUGAAGACGGCCCCUCACCCAGGGUGAUGGAGACCCCCCCCCCGGGGCUCUGUUCUCUCCUCCUGGUUUGUAUUUAUUUUCAGCACCUCUUCUAUGCGGUUUUUACCCUCUACCUAUUGCACUGUUGUGACUUGUUGGCCAUUAUUUGAUUUUUGUACGAAAAAAGCUUUGUUAUAGAAAUCAGCAUACUAUUUUUUUAAAUCUGGAGAGAAGAUAUUAUGGUGACUGAAAAUAUGGUCAGGUGUCAAAUGUAAGUGUAUAAAGCCUUCCAGCUGUCCUGUCGGUCCUGUUACAUUCAUUUCACAUUUGCUGGCAAUGUUGAAGGUUUCUUUUUUGUGUAAACUCUUAAUUUCUAUCAAGGUGUCAUGAAUUUUUUAAAUUAGUAUUUCAUUACAGCUGUCUCAGCGUUGAUUAACUAAUUUUUGCCAGGACCCAUUGUUGAUCAAGCAAAUAAAUUCAACAGCCAUUUGAGGAAAAAGGGA